AUGAUGAAGCGUGCGGCGGGGAAAUGGGACGAGGGUCCACAGAAAGCAAUCAGCAAACGUCCAUUCUGUUCUGAAAAUGCCACGAGCCGAGCUGCUUCCUGCUCCCCCCUGGUCCCCUGCUCUCUCCUGGUCCUCUGCUCUCCCCUUGUCCCCUGCUCUCCCCUGGUCCCCUGCUCACCCUUGGUCCUCUGCUCUUCCCUGGUCCCCUGCUCUCUCCUGGUCCCCUGCUCUCCCCUUGUCCCCUGCUCUCUCCUGGUCCGCUGCUCUCCCCUGGUCCCCUGCUCUCCCCUGGUCCCCUGCUUUCCCCUGGUCCCCUGCUCUCUCCUGGUCCCCUGCUCUCCCCUGGUCCCCUGCUCUCUCCUGGUCCCCUGCUCUCCCCUGGUCCCCUGCUCUCUCCUGGUUCCCUGCUCUCUCCUGAUCCUUCUGCACCGCGCCUCUGACCAAGGACACUCUCCCACUCCCCUCACCCCCACACUCACCCUGUCUGGGCUGUCGGGUCCCUCUGUUCUUCUUUAUGGAGGUAUCUACUAUUUCUAUAAAGCCAAGACCCUGGUGCUGUUGGUGGAUCCCCCAGAGCCUAGACCCUGGUGCUGUUGGUGGAUCCCCCAGAGCCUAGACCCUGGUGCUGUUGGUGGAUCCCCCAGAGCCAAGACCCUGGUGCUGUUGGUGGAUCCCCCAGAGCUUAGACCCUGGUGCUGUUGGUGGAUCCCCCAGAGCCUAGACCCUGAGCCUGACCCUGUGCUGUUGGUGGAUCCCCCAGAGCCUAGACCCUGGUGCUGUUGGUGGAUCCCCCAGAGCAGAGACCUGGUGCUGUUGGUGGAUCCCCCAGAGCCUAGACCCUGGUGCUGUUGGUGGAUCCCCCAGAGCCUAGACCCUGGUGCUGUUGGUGGAUCCCCCAGAGCCAAGACCCUGGUGCUGUUGGUGGAUCCCCCAGAGCCUAGACCCUGCGGCUCCGUGGUGAGGCCCUGUCGUGUGUGGAUCCUCCUGGCCGUCACACAUCUGACCUUUGAUGUGUCCCUAAGCUCCGCCCCUGGGACGGAGCAGCUCAGACUGACCCCGCCCCCUGCGCCUAGGCCACGCCCCCGAGACUUGUCCAGUUUGCUGCACUGGAGAGCUGUCACCUUCAAAGCGCACCCGGAGCGGCGCCGGCGGGACCCAGGCGAGCUGCUGCGCCUGCUCCUGCGGCCUCGACGGCAGCUCAAUGGAGAAAGCUCCCCCCAAGACGGCCGCACCACCACCGUGUCCGGCUUCAUCGACUGGGGCCCCACGGGCACCGACGAGGGCCCGGCGGGGGACGACAGGAACGUCACGCACUCCACCAGCAGCGGCCAGUCCACCCCCACUCUGCCUCCCCCCACCACGAGCCCCACAUCCCCCCGACACCCGCACAGGACUGUGAGCACGGGCCCCCAGGAGCCCCAACUACACACCACCACCCGGGCCCCGGCCGGAGGAGACACGCCUAAGCCUGAUAAGCCAUACGGGGAAACUCCAGCUCUAUCCGCUCGGGACGAGUUUUACGCCGGGACCUCGGGGAAGUCGGCCUAA
Messenger RNA from Knipowitschia caucasica, 1548 nucleotides. NCBI's taxonomy places the organism in Eukaryota, Metazoa, Chordata, Actinopteri, Gobiiformes, Gobiidae. The record is from the annotation of a GenBank genome assembly.